AUGGGCAAGAACAACAAGAAGACCAAGAAGUCUAACAGCGCGUCUGCCAGCGUUUCAAACAGCGGUGCUGCUACGCCUUCCUCCGAGCCCAUGACGCCCGUCACUCCCCCUACCCCCGACGUCGCUUCGGUCCCCACCACUGACAGCAAGCCGGAGGCCACCGCCGACACCGUGGAGGCCCCCGUCGCCGCCGAGACCAUCAGCAUUCCCACACCUGUCCGCUCCCCUUCCCCCGGCGCCGACGACGUCGCUCGUGCUCUGAUCAAGAACCUCCAGGCGACUGUUGCUGCCAAGACGGCCGAGUCGGAAGAGGCCGCUGUCGCGCUGGCAAAGCACGAGGAGACGGCCACGGGCCUUCGCGCUCAGAUCACCGAGCUCGAGGCCCAGGUUGCAGCCGCUACUGCUUCUGCUUCUGCGCAGGAAGCCUCCAUCACCGAGCUCAAGGCUGGUGCGGACACCGCUGCCGCCUCCCACUCGGAGACGGCUGCUCAGCUCCAGCAGGAGUUGGAGACUGCGCGCAACUCGGCCCAGGAGACUCAGGCUCAGGCUGACAAGCACGCCGCCGAUGUUGAGGACCUGAAGAAGCAGCUCGUCGAGGUCGAGGGCAAGAUUGCCGUCGCCACUGAGGAGGCUGCGUCGCUCCAGGCCAAGGUGACCGCCAGCGAGGAGGCCGCCGACAAGCUGCGCAGUGAGCUCGAGGAAAAGUCCAAGAGCCUGCAGGACAAGGCCGACGAGCUUGCUUCGCAGCAGAAGGCGACCGAGGACAUUAAGCAGAGCGCUCUUGACAAGGAGGCCGCAUACGAGACUCAGAUCAAGGAGCUCACCGCCGCCCGCGACCAGCACCAGACCGAUGCCCAGACCGCCCGUGACGCCCUGUCGUCGGCACAGGAGCAGCACUCGACCGCCUCUGCUUCGCUUGCCACCGCCGAGGCUAACCUCGCUGCCCAGCUUGCCGAGCACGAGGCCGCCAUCAGCAAGGUCACCGAGGAGCGCGCUGCCCUUGUUCAGGACCACCAGGCUGCCAUCACUGCGUCUGAGGAGCUCCUGGCCCAGAAGCAGAAGGAGCACCAGCAGGCCGCCGAUGAGCUCAAGGCGUCGCUCGCCACUGCCACUGCCGCUCACUCUGAGGCGACCAGCAAGCUCCAGUCGGAGCUUGACAGCGCUCGCCAGUCGAACGAGGAGCUCAAGGCCAGCCACGAGGCUGCGUUUUCCACUGCCAACCAGGCCACUGAGGAGCUCAAGUCGGAGCUGGAGGGCGCUCGCAAGUCUGCCGACGAGCUCAAGGCUAGCCACGAGUCGUCCCAGCAGCAGCUUGUCGACAAGGAGCAGGCCCACGCUGCUGCCCUUUCGCAGAAGGAGGAGGCCCACGCCACCGCCUUGUCCGAGAAGGAGGCUGGUCACGCGACCGCCAUUACUGAGAAGGACGAGGCCCAUGCUCGCGUCGUCGACGAGCACCUGUCCACCAUCAGCACCCGUGACGAGUCCAUCAUCAGCCUGAACGCUUCUAUCGCCACCCUCGAGGCCUCCGUCACCGACCUGAAGGCCCUCGUCGCGACCCACGAGUCGACCAUCAGCACCCGCGACGGCGAGAUUUCGGUCCUCAAGCAAACCAUUAGCGACAACGAGGAGCGCAUCACUCAGCUUUCCGCCGACCUCGAGGCCCGUGCCGGCGACGUCUCGGCUCGCGAUGCCGAGGUUGCCUCUAUCAAGGAGUCUACCAGCGAGGCCGAGGAGAAGCUCGCCGCGGCCACGGCCGACCUUGCUGCUCGUGACGAGUCGCUUUCGCAGAUCAAGGCUGAGGUGGCCGCCCACGAGGGCACCAUCGAGUCGCUCAAGAGCGAGCUCGCCGACAGCCUCAAGGCCAAGGACGUCGAGAUUGCCGAGGCUGCUGCUGCCGCUGCUGUUGCUCUCGCCGCCGCUGUUGCUGCUGGUGAGGCGAGCACCAAGAGCAAGGAGGAGGAGCUUGUCCAGGCCCGCGAGGCCAGUGACAAGGUUUUGGCCGACCUUGCCGCCCGUGUUGCCGAGGUCGAGCAGCUCAGGAGAAAGGUUGCCACCAGCGCUGCCACUGUUCAGGGCAAGGAGACCGAGAUCAACGAGAUCAAGGCCUCGCUCGCUUCUGCCACUGAGGCUGCCGAGGCCAGCGUCAAGAGCAAGGACGUCGAGAUUGCUGGGGCCGCUGCCGCCGCCGCUGUUGCCCUCGCAGCAGCUGUUGCUGCCGGCGAGGCCAGCACCAAGAGCAAGGAGGAGGAGCUUGCUCAGGUCAAGGCCGAGCUCGCUUCUGCUCUCGAGUCGGGUGGCAAGACGGCCGCGGACCUGCAGGAGCAGAUUGCCCAGGCCAAGUCUGAGCUCGCUUCAUCGACCGAGGCCAGCGCCGCCCUUGUCAAGAACAAGGAGGGCGAGAUCGAGGCCGCCAAGAGCGCGCUCGCUUCCGCAUCUGAGGCAUCCGACAAGGCCGCCGCGGACCUGCAGGCGCGCCUGUCUGGCGUUGAGGCCGACCUCGCUGCCCGCAACGAGCGCAUCGCCCAGCUCGAGGCCGAGCACGCCAAGGCUGUCGAGUCGCACGCGUCGGCGCUUUCCACCGCCGAGGGAACCAUCACCUCGCUCCGCGGUGACCUGUCGACCCGCGAGGCGGCGCACGCCUCGACCACCACCGAGCUCACCACCCUCCGCUCGCAGCUGGACACGCACACCUCGCAGCUCUCGGACGCGACCAGCACCACCGCCACGCUCGAGCAGGAGCUCGCGACGCGCGCCACGGCCCUCAAGGCGCGCGACGUCACCAUCCGCUCGCUCGAGGAGCGCCUUGCCACCAGCGCAGACGCGUUCACUGCCCUCCAGGCGUCGCUCGAUGUCAAGGAGAGCGAGGUGGUCGCGCGCGAGGCGGAGAUCAAGGAGAAGGACGAAAAGCUCGUCGGAUACGAGGACACGACGCGCAAGUCCCGCGUGACCAUUGGCAGUCUCGUGGUCACUGUUGCCGCGCUGGUGGGGCGUGCUGUCUUUGGCAUGUAA
Messenger RNA from Apiotrichum porosum, 3009 nucleotides. RefSeq lists its product as uncharacterized. Bases 1 to 3009 code for a protein of 1002 amino acids. The record is from RefSeq and is a predicted model, not a curated record. The transcript has 2 exons. NCBI's taxonomy places the organism in Eukaryota, Fungi, Basidiomycota, Tremellomycetes, Trichosporonales, Trichosporonaceae.